AUGUCCGACUCAACCGUUCUGAUCGCACCACCACCGUCUCGUAUCGCGAUGCCACCACCAACUUCGAAAUACUCGCCCCGGUUUGACGGCAAGCGUCUCCGGAGCUUCCUCAACGUGUUCGAGAACCUAGCUAACGCUGCGAUGCUUUCGGACAGCGAGAAGUGUCGCAUGGUGCUCGAGUAUUGCACCGAAGAGGUAAGCGUCAUGCUCUCAUGCAUGACUCAAUUCGCAGGUAGCGAUUGGGCGAAGGCCAAGGAAAGGAUGGUAUUCUGUUUCGGCGAAGGUACAGUCAAGGACAAGGGCUCGGCUGACAAGCUCCGGGCAUUCAGCAAGAAGUACAGAAAGAAGCAUACGAUCCGGAACUUGGACGGAUACUAUAAGUACUUACACGGGUUUCUCAAGUGCGCAGGUAACCAGAUCGAGUUGGGCGGGAUCACCGAGGCGGAGCACGAUUAUCUGUUCUUCCGUGGACUGAAUUCACGCGUCAGACAGGCGAUCGUACCGAAGCUUGAGAAGGCGAUGGGCAAGACACCCACCCACAAGGAGCCAGCGCCCUUUGAACAGUGCGCGAACGAGGUCCGCAAUUAUUUUACUGAUAACGAUUACCACAGAGACGCGCUAGAUUCAUCAAGUGACGAAUCUGAAGACAGUGAUUCGUCAGACGACGAGUCUGAUGAUGAUACUGACUCUUCUGAUAGUGACAGUGACGACGACAAGAAGAGGAAAAAGAAGAAGAAGGUCAGCAAGAAGGCCGACAAGAAGAAGGGCAAGAAGAGAGGUAAGCGUACGAAAGAUAAGGACGAGGUUGACGAAUUAGCGGAACGACUCGAUAAGUUGCUUGCGGCGCGGCACGCAACGACGACGCCGAAUUCGACAGCACAAGCCACGGCAAGUGCGGCGCAACACGGACAGCCUGCGCGAUGCUGUUACAUGUGUGACAAGGAAGAAGGUAAGGAUUUGGACCAUCGAAUCGGCAUGGGUCAUUGCGGCUUCACCAAGAAGUGGAUUGCGGAUGGUACGAUCAUGUAUAGUCCGCAGGGUAGACUGACAUACGCAGAUGGAUCCGACCUGCCUAACGGGCGAGGCGUCCCGGGCGGCAUAUCCACGCUAAUCCAACAGCGGAUCGAUCAACUCAAGGGAAAAACGCGCGACUCGCCGCCACACAUGGCGUGCAGCUCAAUCGAAGUACUGCGCGACAAUGAGCCGGUACUCAGCGGUGACGUCUAUGCCCUCUCAUCUGAAGACGUUUACUCGUGUCCGGUUACCAGAUCGCAAGGGAGAGCCCUAGACUCGCCCUCGGAUUCGCCCGCGGCAGGGCCGAGCUUGCCCAAGAAAGUGCGUUUCGAUUAUAAGCACUCAAGUACUGACGAGCCGGAGGGUGGCUCGACUCGAAAGUCACCCCCUCCCACUCAGGUUCGGCAGCCCGCGGAGCCGACACGGUUCACUAAGGACAAGGCUAAGGCAGCCGAGGGAGCGAAGACGGACCCGCCGAAGAUCAACACAGAGCAAGGGUGGAGAGAUCGUGAGGCACAGAAGAAGCAACAACGGAAGACCAACCCGGGCGAUUAUGCAGGUCAGACACGGUCAGACAGGACUAACGUGCGCUUCACGUCAGACAUUCAAGACAUGGUUUCCGCCGACCAGGUUAUGGAGAAGGCGCUCAAUACAAUGCUUACGAUCCCACUAAAAACGCUCAUAGCAAUGUCGCCCGAAAUGCAGAAGCGCUUCGCAACCAUGACGAAGACUCGGCGCGAGGUCCACGCGAUGAUGGUAGAGGAGGUAAGCGAGGACGACGACGCUAAUAGCGAUGCAGGAGCAGCGGACGACAAGGCAAGCUCAGUCGGAGCGGCAUCUGUUACGAUCCGCGACGAAGAACACCUCGCGCAAGUUAUCGACAGCUACGCGGCGGCACUGGCGAUCGGGCGGCGACGGUUCGUCGCGAUGGCAUGCGGGCUCGUGCAGGGCAAGUUCGGAACAGAACCGGUAACGUACCUCAUUGACUCGGGUUCGGAGCUUAACUUGAUCGCACAACGAGUGUACGAGCAAGCUGGUGUGGAGCUCGACGGUGAUGGGUCGAGGUGGACGCUUCGGGGCAUACACGGAGCUCCUGUAUCGCUCGUUGGAUGUUGCAGGGACGCGCCGGUUGAGGUGAAUGGCGUCAGGUUCGAUCACCAUUUCUUCGUGCACCCGCAGGAGCUCGGUAGGCAUGAUGCAAUACUGGGGCAGCCAUGGCUGCAGUGGUUCUCGUCGCGCCUCGAGUACGCACGUAGUGGAGGGCAGGACCUCGUAGUCUUCCCUGACGGGGACGUUGAGAACGUGCCAAUGCGAAUCCGAAUUGCGGGGCUGUCAGACCGACGGAACGUGGACAAGCUGGUCCAGUCGGUGGAAGUGGUAGAGGGUUUUUAG
Rhodofomes roseus is the source of this 2406-nucleotide messenger RNA. RefSeq lists its product as uncharacterized. The coding region runs from base 1 to 2406 and encodes 801 amino acids. The record is from RefSeq and is a predicted model, not a curated record. Lineage: Eukaryota; Fungi; Basidiomycota; Agaricomycetes; Polyporales; Fomitopsidaceae. The transcript has a single exon.